GUUGGUGUCCAGUAGUUCAGCGGUAGUGCUGGCCAGGAUUCACCGUUCAUAGCCCUACCACCAGGCUAGGCGCAUUGCCCCGUUCGGAAAGGGUCUUGGACGGGGUCCCUGCAGUUCAGUUCUUCCCCGCCACUGCCAGCCUGCCAUCCUACCACUCUGUCUGAUUGACUGCUCGUCCCCAUGGCACGUCUUUCCAGAGAUGGUUAUGAGCCUGUUGCCCGUUCAUCUCUCGAUGGUGAAGAGAUCGAUCUCGAGGACUUCAAAUCAUCCACCUCUUACCCUCACCGUCGUGCCUUCCCGGUCCAUUACUGCCUCUCGGCUUUGAUCAGCGCAGCCAGAGGUGUGAGGAGACGGACAAGACACUGGCUUCCCAUCGCCUGGAAUCUGCGUCGACUUUUAUCCACCAUCGCUUGGAUUCUUCUGGCCCUCAUCAGUUUCACCUUCCUCUUUGUGCCAUCCUAUACCCAUCUACCGCUACAUUAUGCCGCGCUUCGCAAGGUCGUACAAGAGUCAACGAAAUCCGGCCGAGGGAACCUACGCAACUCGACCGUCUUCAUUGCCGUCAGCCUCUAUGACAAGAACGGGGCCCUGGCAGGCGGACAAUGGGGCCAGGCACUCCUCGAUCUGAUCGACAUGAUCGGACCAGACAACGUCUUUCUCAGCAUCUACGAGAACGAUAGUGGCGUGGCCGGGGAGGGGGCUCUUCAGCAGCUGAGCGACCGUGUUCCCUGCAACAAGUCCAUCGUGUACGAAGACCACUUCAACUUCACCGGCUUUCCCACCGUCACUCUCCCCGAUGGAUCAGAACACAUCAGGCGCGUCGAAUUCCUGGCCGAAGUGCGCAACCGGGCCCUACGCCCUCUAGAUGAAUACCCCGAGCUCCGUUUCGACCGACUCCUGUUUCUGAACGAUGUCUACUUCCAUCCACUGGACGCCCUGCAACUCCUCUUCUCAACCAACACGAAGAACGGUGUUUCGGACUACCGCGCGGUAUGUGCAGUGGACUUUAUCAAUCCCUUCAAGUUCUACGAUACCUUCGCCUCGCGCGAUCUAGAAGGCUACAGCAUGGGCAUCCCCUUCUACCCAUGGUUCACCACCGCCGGAAAAGCUCAAAGUCGACAAGAUGUACUCGACGGGAAAGAUGCCGUGAGAGUGCGCAGUUGCUGGGGAGGAAUGGUCGCAUUCGAUGCCGGUUUCUUCCAGCAUCCACCUCUACAUCCACCUUCCAUCACCUCCACUUACAAAACCAACAACCAAAAAGAAUACAUGAACCGCCCCUCCCCCGUCCGAUUCCGUGCCGAAACCGAUUUAUUCUGGGAAUCGUCUGAAUGCUGUCUCAUCCACGCCGAUAUCCAAACCCCACCCUCACUGUCCUCGUCUCCCGAAGAGGUUACAGACACAGGAAUCUACAUGAACCCAUUCAUCCGCGUCGCAUACCACCCUCGAUCUCUCAGCUGGCUCGGAGUGACUCGACGGUUCGAGAAACUUUAUUCUUUGGUCCACAGGAUCACGAGUCGCAUUGCCGUUUUGCCUGUAUAUAAUCCACGUCGGACGGAAGUCGCAGGCGAGGAAGUCCAAAAUAAGAUGUGGGUGGCUGAUCAAUCCAGUCCACGUGGUGGAAAAUUCUCGACGGUAAAAAGAAUUGCAAAUGGGGAUGGGUUCUGUGGAAGAUGGGAUAUGCAGGUUCUCUCAAGGAGAGAGGAGAAUGGGGAGGGGGGCUGGAAGUUUAUUCCGGUACCGUCCGCUUAGCACAUGCUCUCUCUCUCUCUGUUGGUGGGGGGGUUCUAGUUCUAGUGAGCGUUAUAAUGUCUUCUUAUUGUAUGAUAUCUUAUCCUACUCUUUAUUUGCGUCAAGUUGCAGACAGCAAUGGCGAAUCAGUCAUUGGGUCUCUCUGGAUAAUAUAUAUCGGCAGCUAGCCCUAACCCGAACCUAGAAUGGAAUGCAACCAAAAAGUAUGGAGAUAAACCCAAAAUCACAAC
Molecule: messenger RNA, 1979 nt
Organism: Aspergillus sclerotioniger CBS 115572
Lineage: Eukaryota; Fungi; Ascomycota; Eurotiomycetes; Eurotiales; Aspergillaceae
Product: glycosyltransferase family 69 protein
Exons: 1
Coding region: 181-1749 (522 amino acids)
Source: RefSeq, a predicted model, not a curated record